Adineta ricciae is the source of this 1002-nucleotide messenger RNA. The record is from the annotation of a GenBank genome assembly. NCBI's taxonomy places the organism in Eukaryota, Metazoa, Rotifera, Eurotatoria, Adinetida, Adinetidae.
AUGUUCACAAGUCCAGUUAGUCAAUGGUCGAAAGCCGAACAUUUUCGCACGCUCUCCACUCUUCGUCAUACCGACGACCCUACCAUUUGUUCCGCGCGCUUCUCUACACGACAUUCUCAGAUUCCCAGCUGCACUUAUGUGACAUCUCCUUCAAUCUCCGCUAAUGAAAAUGUCAGCACAGAGACAAAACAUCCUUCAUUCCAUCCAUCGCUGGAGAAACCUUAUGAUACAGGAAUGUGUUCAACUGAUGGCGAUAUUAAACAAAAGCUGACCUUGGAAAUCUGGUUGCCCAAUACACAGCCUCAUAAUGACGAUGAAAAUGUUGAUCAAACAACAUCAACAACGAAAAUCGAUGUCGUCGAAACUCUACCAAUUCUCACUAAUCCUGUACAGUCAAAACCACCGGUUGCAUCGCAUCAGGAACGAACUAGUUGUUAUCCAACAAUAUCAUCAUCUUACAAUGAAGAGACUAAUACUUUCAAGAUUGUCGAAAAAUUGGUGCCUUCGAACCCUUCUCCAGUCGUUACACCGAGAUCGAACAGUUCAAAACCGAUUAGUUCUUUUCUACGAAAAUACUCUUCGAUGAGAAAGGCUAAUCCUCCUCCCAUGAUGAAUAAUUCAAAGCUGAUUCAAUUACCAAUCCUGCCUGGCAAAGCGCCAAUACAUGUUUCGCGACCAUCGUCAGUAAUUCGUCAAGCGAAUACAAGCACAACAUUUCUUGCACGUUGUCCCUCAUCUAUUAACUGGUCUCGCACGGAUGUUCAUCCUCAACUACGUGUAUUUUCUUUAACAAAUCAACAACCUUCAUCUAUCUUCCUAACAAGUCCGUCUAACAAAAAAACUAAUGAAACACUUCACCCACUACGACGUAGUCGAACGUUUGAAACGCUCUUCGAUUACUCCACCUCCGUUCGCAUACCAUCAUUUAGUGAGACCUUGGUAAAUCCAAUCCUUUCUCUUACAUCGAAACGAAUGUCGUUUACCUUUCGUUCGAAACAAUAA